This is a messenger RNA of Amoebophrya sp. A120, 1568 nucleotides long. NCBI's taxonomy places the organism in Eukaryota, Dinophyceae, Syndiniales, Amoebophryaceae. The record is from the annotation of a GenBank genome assembly.
GCCCUCGCGCUUUCUCUGGAAAAAAAAACAUCUCUUUCUCACGUUAGAGCUUACGUCAUUUGUUCUUUCUGUUUCUCAAUAUGUUUUCUAGAUUGAUUCUGUUCUAUCAGGAACAUGCUACGCAACAUCUUAUUUCAAAACUCUACUCACAGGCACAGCAUGGACGUUCACAUUCGCACAAGGUCGCUCUGUUCAUGCACGUCGUGCCUUCAGUUGCCUCUCAUUUGGUGGCUUGGGAUGGAGAAACCGCAGAAACAGCUAUCCGAACUGGCGAUGAGGAGGAGGAGGAGUCCGCUCGAGUUUGGCGACCGUUCCCACACGAAUCCACAAUGCUACAUAGCUUAUGGUUAACUAGCUAUAUCAGAUUAGUUAUCCUAUCAUUUCUGUCAUGCUAAUCAACCAAUCAUGCAAGUUAAUCCUCCAUUAUUAAUAAUCAAUGCGUACACUAACUACAUGCAGAAUAUGCAUACAAAAAUUUUUGAACUUUCUCGAAAUAAACGUUUUGCCCAAGCCAUACUAUUUCAACUUUAUUGUUGAUUUCAAUCCUGACACUCCCAUAUUCCACCUAAAACACGCGCUAGAACACUUGAAAAAAGCGGAAUCCUCCUCCAAAGUCGCUCUCGACGUGGACACCGUGCAGCUGGUAAACCGGGCGAUUUGCAACAUCAAUGCGGAGGCGACCUCGGGGCUUUCCUUCAUGGUGUCCUCGAUUUUAGCGUGGUUCCAGUCUCUGAUCUCCGACGCGACCACCAUGGACGCGAAAGUGCACGACACCCGGAUGCUGUAUGGCGUUUGCAAGUGUUACAUUCUCAACUGUUACAUGAAUUUGUAAUGCAAGAGCGGUAAAAUAAGCGAAAGGGGGAAGAUUGCGCCUUAUGCAUUACAGAUUUGGCACAGAUUUGAUGCUGUUUAGCCUUUCGAAGAUUUGCCAUGCGAAGCAGCUUAAUCGCGGCGAUCUUGGUGGUAAAUUUGCAUGACAAAUCACGUAACAGUUGAGAAUGUAACGCUUGAGAGUCCCAUAUGCUGAUCGAGCAAGCGGCGCAGAUCUCCCGCGUGCAGUCCGGCGGCAGUAGGGCGUACGAGCACUUGAACUGCGCGGCGAGCGACUUGCUCGCCCACGACCGGUACCAGAACAUCCACCCAUUAGCCACGAGUGGGAUGGGUCUCGGGAUGAUUUUACCGGCGAUUGGGAUGACGAUGGGAACGGCCAGCACUUUUGGCCGUGUGGCGGACGGGGGAGCUGGGGUGAGGGAAGAAGGCAGAAGUGGGCGAACACGAGGAUUGGAGCGAGAAAGUAGUGGAACGCAUGAUGGCGUUCAAGAUCAAGAAAUCGGAGAAGAGGAGCAAGAUCAAGAUAGCUUACUGGCGUGCAUCAAGAACAAUGCAGUUCGUUCAAAGCCACAAAAAGUACACGCACGGAAUUUCUUGUAGAAGGAGCUUGAAGAUGAUAAAGAUCAUGAUGGGUCGUCUGUCGAGAAGUUGUGGAUGAAGCAGAGCUCCACCUUCCGCAGCUGCGAUUCCAACCUUACGUAUAGUAUCUCCACAGCCAAAUAAAUACGAGUAGUCAG